Messenger RNA from Striga hermonthica, 483 nucleotides. Lineage: Eukaryota; Viridiplantae; Streptophyta; Magnoliopsida; Lamiales; Orobanchaceae. The record is from the annotation of a GenBank genome assembly.
AUGGGUUGGGUUAGAGGAGAAACCCUCGGAAAGGGUGGUUUUGGGUUCGUCUCCAUCGCCAAAACCAUGCAAGAUCAUAAUCUGCCGCCGUUGAUUGCCGUGAAAUCCGCCAAUUUUUCCGAAUCCGAAUCAGUGCAGAAGGAGAAGGUGCUGCUCGACAAGUUCCAGUCAUGCCCCUCUAUCCUCCGCUGCUUUGGAGACGAAAUCACCACCGAAAACGGGGAGAAACUCUACAACAUAUUGCUCGAGUAUGCCUCGGGCGGAUGCCUCGUCGACCACAUCACCGUCAAAGGCCUUCCGGAAAUCACGGUCAGCCGCUGCGCGAAAUCCAUACUCACGGCGCUCCUUCACAUCCACAAGGCGGGCUACGUUCACUGCGACGUGAAGCCUCACAACGUGUUGCUCGUCGGCCAAGACGCGAAGCUCGCAGAUCUCGGGAGCUGCUGCUGCAAGACGAGCUCCGUCGACGGAAAUAGUAGGUGA